This is a messenger RNA of Diospyros lotus (date-plum), 2544 nucleotides long. Its product is annotated as NAC domain-containing protein 54. Gene Ontology annotation, biological process: regulation of DNA-templated transcription. Bases 301 to 2307 code for a protein of 668 amino acids. The record is from RefSeq and is a predicted model, not a curated record. NCBI's taxonomy places the organism in Eukaryota, Viridiplantae, Streptophyta, Magnoliopsida, Ericales, Ebenaceae. The transcript is spliced from 7 exons. Gene Ontology annotation, molecular function: DNA binding.
UCCCCCUAUUGCUUUUCUCUCUCUCUCUCUCUCUCUCUCUCUCUCUCUCUCAUCAAACCCUUCUUAAGGCCUUCCAAGCUCUCAACCCCUCUCCCUUUCUCUCUACCUCAUUCCCCUUCUUUUGAUCUUCUUCUUCUCAGGUUUGUUUCAUCAUAAAGGCCGGUCUCCUUGCUUUUUGGAUAAGAGGCCAGCUGGUGUUCCAAUCCUUAAUUUCACAAUUCAAUUCACUAGAGAAGAAGAAGAUCAGAAGAAGUUGUAAUUUGGGAUAUAUUUAUAUACACACAAGAGAUAGAGAAGAUCAUGGCUCCUGUUUCAUUGCCUCCCGGUUUCCGUUUCCACCCCACCGACGAGGAACUUGUCGCUUACUAUCUCAAGAGAAAGAUCAAUGGCCGGAAAAUCGACCUCGAGAUCAUCCCUGAAGUUGAUCUCUACAAGUGUGAGCCUUGGGACCUACCAGGGAAAUCACUACUGCCAGGCAAAGAUUUGGAGUGGUACUUCUUUAGCCCUCGGGACCGAAAGUAUCCGAAUGGAUCCAGGACUAAUCGGGCGACUAAAGCUGGGUAUUGGAAGGCCACAGGGAAAGAUCGGAAAGUAAACUCACAGACUAGGUCUGUGGGGAUGAAGAAAACCCUAGUUUAUUACAGAGGAAGAGCACCUCAUGGGGCUAGAACUGAUUGGGUCAUGCACGAAUACCGACUAGACGAAAGAGAGUGUGAAACUGCCUCAGGCUUGCAGGAUGCAUAUGCACUAUGCCGGGUGUUCAAGAAAACUGCAACUGGGCCAAAUAUUGGAGACCAGCAGAUUCAACACUAUAUUGGUUCAACUUCUAACCAGAUUUCAAGCGAUCAAUCUUCUGGAAUGGACAUAUAUUCCGAAGGAAGAUGUGAUGAUCUAGACAGCUCUGAUUAUCAAAUGCCAAUGGAUCAUACUCCCUCACCCAACAUCUUCCAUGGCUCGGGGCUCAAUAACCAUGGCCCAAGCGACGAGAACUGGAUGCGCUACUUAUCGGAUGAUGCAUUCGGCAUUUCCAAUCCACCAUUUCCAAAUUAUGGAGCCAUUUCCUAUCCCCAUUCCAAGGUUGAUAUAGCGCUGGAGUGUGCAAGGUUGCAACACCGACUCUCAUUGCCGCCAUUAGAGGUGCAAGACUUCCCUCAAGGGGGAUUUGUGGAUAUGAGAAUGCCACAGCCAAGUAAUUCCAUCCAUGGCAACACAAAUGAACAAGACAUUUUGCAGGAAAUUCUUUCGGUUGCUCAGGCGUCUCAACUGAUUAAUCAAGAAACAUGGGAAGCAAGCUAUGCCAGUGGUGAUGAUUUUUCCUUUCAACCUCAUAGCCAACAAAUCCAUCACGACAUGAAUAUUUCUUCAAGAUUCAUGGAAAAAUCAUGGGAAGAUCAGAACACAAGGCCCAUAGAGAUUGGUGGUUUCGAUGGAGAUCAAUUCCAAAAUGAAAGAAUGGUGGAGAACUUGAGAUGGGUUGGAAUGUCUGGCAAAGAACUAGAGAAGAGCUGUUCUGAAGACUACAAAUCUGUUCCAAUUGAAAACUUUUCAAGUUUUCAACGAAGGGAAGGGCAUCAACCACAAGGAGAAACCAAUCUUCACAACAACUUCAACAAAUUCAGUGACACAGAAGUGAAUGAUAUGCCGGUUGGAUUCACCGACAACCCAAAUGAGAAUUUUUUAGAUGAUGGUGACGGCGAUGAUUUCUCAAGCAGUCCAAACUUCGAAGUCUAUGAGAAAAUCGAAGUGAACCGUGGAAUGUUCGUCUCAACUCGCCAAGUAGCCAACACAUUCUUCCACCAGAUAGUUCCUUCCCAGAUUGUCAAGGUCCAUCUAAACCCAGUAAUAACCCAGCCAACGGAAAAACCAUCUGAAUAUUUAACAAACCCUAAAGCCAGUACAAGAAAUUCAUUCGAAAAGUUCAGGCUGCAGAUCAGCAGGAAAAUGGCCAGCCCUGCGAUCACCAUCGUCGCGAUUCUACUGACUUAUUGUUUGUUCCUGGGAGAGUUAAAUCUGGAGGGUGAUGAGAUGUCCAAAUACAGCUUUCCUAGCUUCCCUGGAAUCACUAGCAAAGUUGUGAAGAUAAGAGAGAAAGAUUGCUCCAACUCUGAGGUGACGAGGAAGAUGAGGGAAGAUGGAGAUCAUAAUCAAGUGGUUGCUGUCAGGCGGAACAAGGCCAAGAAGAAGAUUAGGGUGCAUGUUGAGAGAAUAGGAGGCAGCAUUGCAAGUAUGGUUUUGAACAAGAUUUGGCCUUACCUCACCAUUGCAUUGGCUCUUUGUGGCAUUUGGGUGCACCACAUUGCACCUUGAUUAAUUUGAUGGAUCCUAUUUGAUAAUUACUAACCAUAUAGUUUUCAAAGUAGGGGAAGGCAUAAGCUAGCCAUAACCCUAAUAGUUAAUUUGGAUCCAUUUCUGUCUUGAAUAUUAUUUCAUUGUAACUUUUCAUACUGGGGGUGAUACAGUUCUUUUUACAGAUUGGUUAGUGGGAAUACUUCUUCUUUUUUAUUUUUUUAUUGUUGUUGCUGAAUAUACUUCUAGUUACUGCUG